Molecule: messenger RNA, 876 nt
Organism: Daphnia magna
Lineage: Eukaryota; Metazoa; Arthropoda; Branchiopoda; Diplostraca; Daphniidae
Exons: 2
Coding region: 1-876 (291 amino acids)
Source: RefSeq, a predicted model, not a curated record
AUGGCGGAACUACCAAUCUUCAAUUACAAGGUACCUGAAAAGUUCCUAGCAGACAUGGUUAAAUCCAAGAGAUCUAAACGAUCUCGUAAAUCUAGUUCAGUUCCCAGCUCAAGUUCUAGCUCGGGCACUGACUCUUCUAGUUCAUUCAGUGACUCUAGUUCUUCGGAUUUUCUUGACACCAAGUCAAAAAAGUUUGAGUUCAAGAAACGUACGUCUGGCCGUCUCGCUAAAUGGAUUGUCAGGGGCAUUCCCAAGAAACACGUGAAAGUGGCUAGGGAAGCGUUUAAACCUUCAGUUGAGAAACUAGAAAAGAAGUACGAUGCUUUAAACCUUUUAACCAACCCCAGAUUGGACGAGACGCUAUACGCUGCCCUGAAAUCGGUUAAACAUUCCUCGGCCUCAGUUACGAAUAUUUAUCCGCAGGAAAAGGUUUAUAGAAGGCAGGCAGACUUGAUCUUAGACAUGGCCAAACCACUUUUAUUUCUGGUGAACAAGAGCAAAUUCAAGAAAAAUCCUUCUGACGCUAUGGCCCUCAAGUCGCUGUCUUUGCUGUGGUGUCAUCUCUUCAAGGAUAUUUCCACCACCCGACGUCUCAACAUCUUGUCUCAGGUCUACCCGAACCACGUGGGUCUACUUUCUCGUUCGGCUGAAACGCUUCUCAUUGGCGGUGACGAUCUCUUCGGUGACGUUUGCAUCAAAGAACUGUUGGCCCAAGUGCACACCGCUGCUCUGGUUAGCAACUCCGUCGCUCCUUCCGCUACAUCUACUCCUGCCAAAUCCAAUAUGUCCAAUCGACCUUCUUCACUGACAGGUCCUAGUACUUCUAAUUCAUCUCAGAGGAAUCAUGACAUCAACCGGUAUAUUACCUUCUGUUGA